Molecule: messenger RNA, 804 nt
Organism: Cydia splendana
Lineage: Eukaryota; Metazoa; Arthropoda; Insecta; Lepidoptera; Tortricidae
Exons: 1
Coding region: 9-797 (262 amino acids)
Source: RefSeq, a predicted model, not a curated record
GCAGUGUCAUGCACUUUAACAUGAAUUUAAUAUCCAACUGUUUAUAUUUAGUGAUAUGCGUAUUUAUACAUGUUACCAAUGAAGAAAUGACAACCACGACGGACACUCUAAACAAAGCUAAAACCGAUACAAUUAACAAAAUAAAUGAUCCAAAUUUAAAAGAAAAUAUUAAAAAUAUUGAUGAAACAAAGGAACAUCAAACGGGAUCAACACAAUUUGAUAUGAAAGACUUCAAAGUCACUACAUUGAAAAGUCACCAUUUCGAGGAUGAAAAUACCGCAGCUUGCUUAGCUAACAUAGAUCCAGCGAAGAUAGAAGCAGUUAAAAAGAGUAUUAGGAACAACGAUGGUAAAGUUGAAUACGUACCCGCUGAUCCUCUACAUGUUAAUGAUGAAGAUAUUAAAAUUGUCAAUUGUUUUAAGAGAGAAGCUAAAGAUAAAAAAGUAAAUAAAGAUAAUAAAGAAUCCAACGAAAAUUCAGAUAAAACCAAGUCAGUAGUCGACGCAAAAGAAGAAAAGAUUAAUACAACAGCCACAAAUGCUACAGACAAUAGUAUAAAUUUAAAUACAGUAGAAGAAGAAGAUUCGCCAAAUCAAGAACCUGCCAGAAGAGACACAGAAUACCAAUUCGAAGCGCUAGAGUACUACGACGAUGAACUGGUGUUUGACAACACAACUUGCCCUGACAAGGUGGAGGUUAUAGAGCUACAACUGGGCGAAGUGAAGAAAUAUGAUCUCGAGUGUAGUAUGAUCACGCAUUGGACAGGCUUGUCUGGUGCUGACGAGAUGUACAGUUAGGUUACAA